UACCACACUCCUGAUACAGCAUCGUUGCUGUCGAUUUACGUCCAACGUAGCUACGAUGAACACGGGAUGAACAACAUUACCAUACAGAGUAUGCAUGGUGCAGAGUCAAGUUUAUCAGGAUUGGAUUGAAGUUUGUCAUUUCAACUGCUCAUAAAACGUGAGAUCUGGGUUACAGCAUCCUAAAGCGUUGAGAGUUGGGAUUGCAUUUACCGUUGAUUGUCUUCAUUCUACUUCGUCUCAUUAUGCGGAUCAUCUGGACUCCUUUUGGAAAAUAAUCACCAUCUAAAUAUAUCACUUAAAAAUGGCUGGAAUCUCGAAUUUAAAUGUGCCGGUUGUUCUUUUAUUUUCGUUUGCUAUUCUGCAGACAUCGGGCUACUUUGAUUCGAGUCGAAGUAGUGAUGCAUUCGGUCGUCGAUUCAUCGUUACCCUACCCAUUGAAGUGGAUACCAGUAUACGAAUGGUACAUAAUAUUUAUGUAUCAUCAAGAAGCAGCGAAAUUGUACAGGUAAGCGUCUCAAGACCAAAUACAUCAUGGACUAUUCCCAACGUAGCAAUCCAACCGGGCAUCGUAGCCAACAUCACCCUCAAUAUGACAGGAACACUCAGGAUUCCUUUCAAUCCUAAUGGAAUACCUAUCCAAAUCGAUUCACAACAUGACAUCGGUGUGUGGGUCAUCCCCGGUCGUGGGGAUUCAGUUCUAGGUGGUUACCGGGCGAUCCCAAUGGAGGCACUUGCUCAACAUUAUGUUUCCGUUAUGUACCCGUCUUCCGCUUUUUCAUCAGAGGUCAUUCUAUUUAAUCCUCUCAAUGAAAGCAAUGAAAUCAACAUCUAUCAUCAAAAUACAGAUAUGACAAUAACAAUUGACAACGUCACGAGAGCGGUCCACACUAUUCCUGAUAUCCCUAACUUGUUGACAAUCCCGAAAGUGGAUUCGGCAAAGAUUUCCUCUUCUUCAGAUCUGAGCGGAUUAAAGAUAUCAGCUGCGAAGGCUAUGUGGGUGACGUCUGGUCGAAAUUGCAGUAGGUCUCCUCAAGCUUGUAAUGACCUCUUGGAGCAGCCAACUCCACUUGGAGCAUGGGGACAGUCGUUCGUCAUCGUUCCGCAGAUCACCAACGGGCCAUCCAUCAUGAAACUUAGAAUCAUUACAGCCUUUCUACACAUUGAUACUACAGUGUCUACAUACACCACAUCAGGAUUACUCAUGAAAAACUGGACAUUGACAGAAAAGGCGGUGUUUAAAGAUAUCAAUGUCACACAAGGUAGACUAUUCACGAUUAGAGCCAACAAACCCAUUAUGGUCACCCAGUUCUAUACGGACAAGCAAAGAAGGUUAGACUAUGCUGCCAUGUCUAAUAUUCCACCUGUUGAGCAAUUCACUAAUCGAACAGUUGUCUUCCCUGCUCAGAACGAUCGUAUAUUUAAUAACACACUGGUGGUAAUAACUCGAUGUGAGCACAGAAAAGACAUUCUCCUCAACAACAAAGAUAUCUCAAACAAUUAUUCAGUAAGUGUAAACUUUAAUUCGAUGCAAAACUCUUCCGUGCACGGGGCAUACUGUGUUUUCAACACCACAUUAGUAUCAGGGUCGAAUCCUGGAUCACAUACUUUGAAACUCAGAAGUAAUGCUAAUAUUGGCGCUGUCUAUUCAGCCAUUGUGUAUGGCGUAGGUACAAAGGAAGCCUAUGCCUACCAGGUAGCUUCAGAUCUACAGGAGAUUGUAUGUGGUAUGGAAGGUGGCCACGUUAGUUUAUGUGAAUUCUAUAUUCCUCCAGAUUACAUCACGCCUUCCAUGAACGAUACAAAUAAUCCUACAGGUGGAUCUGAGGAUACGAAUAACACAAACAGACACAAUCACACCAUUGCCGUUGUCAUAGUGUUAGUCAUUCUCUCAUCUCUAGCAAUAAUCAUCAUCGUGAUCGUCGUCCUGGGGAGUUGUGCCAAGGACAAGGGACCAAGGGUGGCGUGGCGGAGAUUGCAGAACACGGAGAUGCAUUACGAUCCAUCGUACGAUGAAGAUAAUGUGGAGUGCAAUGGGCAUAUAGUGCGUGUUUUAGGUUGAUUAUAAUAUAUUAAACAGCCGGGUUCAUUAUUAUCAUAAUUUUUUUAGGGGGGUCACGUUUAGGAAAUUAUGGACUAAUAAUUACCAAAAAAAGAAAUAAUCUCCAGAGGCAUUUUUUUUUGGGGGGGGGGGUAUGGUUCAGUUGAUUAUAUUUUUCAAUUUAACAGAUUAGCGGAUCAAGAGGCCUUGGAAGAUCAAGCCCCCUCCCCUAUCUUCAUUAUUUUGUUUUUCCUUUUUCAGUUAAUAUUUCAAUAAUAUUUUACAGAGACAUAUAGGUAAACCCCGGAAGUAAUCUCCCCCUCCUAUUAUUUCAAGAUUCAAGUAUAUGAUUAUUGAGCUCUCCCAUAUUGCACUAUAUAGCGCUUUAUGAGUCAUAUUAUUAUCAUUAACAGAUAAGGAAAAGUCAUGAAGAUUUAAAAUGUGGAUCAAUAGACCUUUACAAUCCAUCUGGUUCUAACUUAGUUUGCCCAUUCGUGAGGAAAUAAAUCACUUUGUUUUCAUAAUGCAUCUCAUCAUUCCUUUUGAGAAUGUGUAAAUUUUAAUAUUUCAACUUUUCUUCCGAUCUCGUAAAACAUGAUUACGACUCUACGUGGAACACCUUCACGGAAUCUAGUCGUCAUGGAAAACAAAAUCAUUAAUAACGUAGUGCUUGCAAUUCAAUGAAAAUCGGUUUACAAGCAAUAAUGAGUGCAUUUGUCACAUUGUCGGUAUACCAUCUGUGUUUUAACAAUCACUGUGGGUUACGUCUGAUGUUAUUGAAACGUUUAGUUUAACAAUUGUUUAAAUUAACUUUCCAUAUUCAUGAAAAUCAUCUAGUGUUGUGGUCGACGUGACCUUUGCCAUUGAACAAAAACAAAACAAUAAUACCGGACAGGAUGUCAUGAUUUGGACUGGAAGAAUGGUGUAGUCCAAUAUACGAUGUCAUGAUUUCAUGUUAAACUGAACUUGAAGAAUAUAUAAAUAAGUAAAAUGAGACGUGCAAGUUCAUGAAUGUAUGGAUAUAUUUGUAUACAUCUGAACCAAAUAAUUAUUUCUGUUAAACAUCCCUGUUCAAAUUGACAUGGCCUGUUGAGGCCACACUCCAUUCCCUUCUAAAUAUAAGGUCUGAUGUGAGGGAGAAGGGUCAAGUCAUUUCUGACCCUGAAUGGAAUGUGUCCAUAACAGACCCUUUAUCUAUUUAGAGUCUAUAUUGUAUUAUCUCUAAAUAUUACUUUGUAAAUUUCAUCAGUGUAAAAUGAAAUGUGUGUGAUUUAUAUAACAAUGUCCGGAAUUGAAAAUAUAUAAUUUAUUUAGCCUUUAUUAUAUGUGUAUUGAAAAUAAAUGAAAACGAAAUGCGAU
Molecule: messenger RNA, 3397 nt
Organism: Lytechinus pictus (painted urchin)
Lineage: Eukaryota; Metazoa; Echinodermata; Echinoidea; Temnopleuroida; Toxopneustidae
Exons: 6
Coding region: 302-2059 (585 amino acids)
Source: RefSeq, a predicted model, not a curated record